AUAGAUCUCAUACAGAAGUACAGCGCUGUUAUACAGGGCCAGUUCUUCGGUCAUCAUCACACUGACAGCUUCCGCAUGUUCUACAGCUCUAAAGGAUCUCCCACAAGUGCGAUGUUCCUGGCUCCAGGAGUGACGCCUUGGAUAACAACAUUACCUGGUGUCAUAGAUGGUGGAAAUAAUCCUGGAAUUCGCAUGUUUGAGUACGACACCAAAACACUUUUGAUCAAGGAUAUAAUCACCUACUAUAUGAACCUGACAUACUCAAAUGUGGUACAUGAGCGCUGGGAGAAGGCGUACCGGCUGACGGAGGCGUUUCGUGUGCCCGACGCCUCUCCCACCUCUAUGCACCGCGUGAUGGAGCGGAUAUCCAGCGACAAGUGUUACCUGCAGAAGUACUACGAGUUCAACUCUGUGAAUUAUGACCUGACGGAGUGCCACGCUGACUGCCGCGUCGAUCACGUGUGCGCGAUGAGGGAAGUGGACUUUGAGGCCUAUGAGAAGUGCGUGGUGAAGGAGGGAGGAUCAUUCAAUGCUCCAGUGCUGUUUACUCUGCUGCUGUCACUGAUGCUGAGCCUGCUGUGUUUGAACUGAUCACAGAACAGCAGCGUUUUUGCAAUAUUGUCACGUGAUCCCUUCAGACACACUCAGCAUGAGUGUGAAUGACAUGUUGUCAGCAGUAUUUCAAGUAUUUAACGUGCUGUUCAUAAACUUGAUUUUGAUGAUUUCUUUAUAUUUACUGAACUGUCUCUUAGUUCAGCCCAAAAUGAAAAUGCUUUUUGUGGGUCCAAAACAUUAAAAAAAAACAAAAAAAACAUAAUUUGUGUUCCACAGAAAUUUGGAGUGACGUGAAGGUAAAUAAAAAUUGCAGUUGUCUUUUCUUCUUUACUGAGACAUACUGUAGAUCUGAGUGAAAUGGCUUCUCUGCAACAACACUGCAGAAUUCUGACUCUCUUUAUUUUAAGAUAAAAAGUUGCAUGUAAUGUUUUUUUAACCCCACGUCGGAAAUAAGUUUACAUUGAUUUGUCUCUGUUCGUAUACAAGAUUUUUUUUUUAUUUUGCGUGAAAGACUGUCAAAAGUGGUUUGAUAAUGAUAAUGAUAAAUUAUGCAUAAUGAUGAAUUAUGCACUCAUGCAAUUUAUAUUUAAAUGCAUUCAUCAACAUUUUUUGUCCAGCAGUAAUUAGGGCAUCCAGCAGUAUGAACACUUACUAUGACCAACAAUACAGUACAAUACUCACAAAACAGUACAAUACAGUAGCCUUUGAUUUGCAUUUAAAGUUGCAAAAUAAACUUGUGUGGAAAAAAAUUGAAUAUGGCAUAAAACACCUGCGAAUAAAAUUCAUCUCAUGUGUUCAAGAGAACAAAAUCACUUCCUGGGAAACUGGUGCAAAGUAUCGAUAAUAAAGCAAUAAUAAAAAAAAUUGCUGCAACUGGGGAAGGCUGAGACUCUUUUUCCUACAUAAUCAAUUAUCUGCACCACAUCAGUUGAGGCAUCCAGGAAUUGAAUUGACAAAUGUGUUUCCAUCAGAGUUUAAGUGCAUGUUUUCUUACAGAACUAAAACACUGUCCACUUCGGAAAAAAUGUUGUUUAUCUUUUUAACAUUAUUUCUCAUUAUUCAGUCUGUUACAGGGCCUUAUAAAUGACAUGAAUGCCUGUCUUUAACAUAUGCCCCAUAUGAGGAUUUUUGUGUUUGACUCCAUGUGAUAAAGCAACAGUGAUGCUUGAGAUGAAACAAAUGCUCAGGCUUUCUUAGCAACUAGUCAAACUCAUACUCUCUGUACAUUAUCCGGUUUUCUGUAUGUAAUCACAAUAAAUGUAGAGUGCCGUCUGAUGGACUGACAAUCCUUAUGAUGCUCAUAAAUACCAAGUAUCCAAUAAAUGUCAAUGCAUUCAAAAUCAAAGCCAAAACAGCUGAUAAAGCUAACUGGAUUCGAUUACGCAGAUCUUAACAAACGCAUGUGAAAACACGCGAGACACACAAAUGAGGUCACAUGACAAAAACUUGUUUGGUGGAGACAUACGGCUUCAUGGCGUUCUCCAGGGCCUUUCUGAAGUCUUGAAGGCACACUUCAGUGCAAGCUGGAGCCGACAGCUUCCCAGCACGAAUCAGGAUGCAGAGUUCAUCCAGCAUGUUACGCAAGGCGU
Sinocyclocheilus grahami is the source of this 2144-nucleotide messenger RNA. RefSeq names its product acid sphingomyelinase-like phosphodiesterase 3b. The transcript is spliced from 3 exons. Bases 76 to 591 code for a protein of 171 amino acids. The record is from RefSeq and is a predicted model, not a curated record. Gene Ontology annotation, molecular function: phosphoric diester hydrolase activity. NCBI's taxonomy places the organism in Eukaryota, Metazoa, Chordata, Actinopteri, Cypriniformes, Cyprinidae.